Molecule: messenger RNA, 666 nt
Organism: Chaetomium fimeti
Lineage: Eukaryota; Fungi; Ascomycota; Sordariomycetes; Sordariales; Chaetomiaceae
Exons: 2
Coding region: 1-666 (221 amino acids)
Source: RefSeq, a predicted model, not a curated record
AUGCCGCCGCGUGCCUCCAAGGCUGCUGCCGACGCUGCUGGCGAGGGCCAGCCCGGUGCCUCUGCCAACAACAUCAACGGCGUCAUUCCGACCGCCUCCGAGGUGAAGUUCAUCUUCGCCUUCAUCGGCAACCUCAAGUCCAAGCCCGAUGUCAACUGGGAGGAAUUGGCCGCCACCAUGGGCUUGGCCGGCAAGAAGAGCGCCUACGAGCGCUGGCGCCUAAUGCGCAUUAAAUUCGGCAUCACCCUCAGCGAGGAGGGCGAGGCAGCCGCCCCCGGCAGCGCGCGCAAGGGCAAGAAGACCGCCGCCGCCAAGGCCGCCAAGAACGACAAUGACGACGACAACGACGACGAGACCGGCGACGGCAACGGCGCCGAGCCCAAGUCCGCCCCCGCCACCCCGGCCAAGCGCGGCCGCAAGCCUGCCUCCGCCGCCGGCACCCCCGCUUCCGCCGCCGGCAAGAAGCGCGCUGCUGCCGCUGCUGCCGCUGCCGCCAUUGCUGCUGAUGCUGGUGGUGGUUCCUCGCCUGCUGACGACGAGGACAUGGGUUCCCCGACCAAGAAGGUCAAGGGCAAGGCUGCUGCUGCUGUCGAGGAGGACUCCCCGCUGUCUUCGGUCCCUGGCAUGACGGCUGACGAGGACUCGGGCAAUGAGAUGGCGGUGUAG